AUGAGAAAAGGGAAACCAAGACAUGUGCCUAUGUUUUUAAGAAGCGAAAAUAAAAGAAUAUUUUUUAGCUUUUUUUCUUAUUUCAUGCCAAAGAAUGAUUUGAAUUUUAUUUUUGAGCAUUUCGAUAUCGGAUUAAUCGUACUAACUAAAAUACAUAAUAUACGAAAAAAGUAUGAAGAGGAAAGAAAUAAUAUGAAAAAUGAAGAAGAUAAAUCCGAUGGAGAUGAUAUGAAAAUAUUUGAUGAAAAAUUAAAGAACUUUUUUUUAAAUUAUAAAAUUAAUCCUAACAUUGAAGAAUCUAAUGAUACCAAAAUUUCUAAAAAGGAAAAGAACAAUAAUAAUAAAAAAAAAAAAAGAAACUAUCCAUUAAAUAAUGAAUGUAAACAAAAUAAUGUAAAUAAAAAGGUUAUGAAUAAAUCAAAUUCAUGUCCAUUAAAUAAAAAAAAUGAAAAAAAACAAGACAUUAUAGAUGACAAAAAAAAAAAUAAAUUACACGAUAUGAAUAAUGAAAGGGAUUGUAAUAUAAAUAAAGAAAUAAAUAAUGACAUUCAAAAAAUGUACAUGUAUAAUAAUGAACAAGGGAAAACACAUAAUUUGGAUAUACAAUCUUAUAUGCCAUAUGAUCAACAAAAAGGAAAGGAAAACCAAGAACCAUCCUUAUAUAAAUGUGACGAAAUAUUAAAAAUGAACAGUACAACGGAGGAUCGAAAUAAAAAGGAGGACGUAUCAAAAGGAAAAAAAAAAAAAAUUAAUAAUACACCACAAAGUUAUAAUACACCACAAAGUUAUAAUACACCACAAAGUUAUAAUACACCACAAAGUUAUAACACAACACAAAAUUAUAAUACAACACAAAAUUAUAAUACAACACAAAAUUGUAAUACAACACAAAAUUAUAAUACAACACAAAAUUAUAAUACAACACAACAUAAUAAUAAUAUUAAUGAAAAUAAUGAUGAUGAUAAAAUAAUUAUAGAUGAAGAGAAUUGUUUGAAUACUAUUAAACAUAAUGAAAGAGAAAUGAAUAAUAAUAUCCAAAAAACUAAAUCCUGUGAAGAUAAUCAAUAUUUAAUAAAUUAUAAUGGUAAUAAUGAAAUGUCCUACAACCAUAAACAUUUAACCUUAUUAGAUAAUAAAAAUGAAGAACAGGAAAAUGCUUUUAUUCUAAAUAAUAUGAAUAAAACAAAAAAUGGAAUUAAUAUAAAAGAAAACAUUGAACAUAUUAAAGAUAACAAAAAGGAUGAAAUAAAAAUAGAAAGAGAAACAGAUGAUAUAUACAUUUCUAUGAAAAAAAAAAACGAAACAUAUAAAAAAUUUAGCAAAAGAAUGAAUAGAAGAAAAAUUAGUGAACUUGUAAAUUAUCAUGAUGAUUAUUGUUUUUAUAUUACAGAUUUAUGUAAAAAAGGUACUAUGUUAUCAUUAAAAAAAAAUGAAUUAUUUAAUCAAAAAAAUGAUAAAAUCAAUAUCCUAUCAUCUGUAAAAUAUUUUAAUAAACCUAUACAAUUUAAUCAAAUAAAUUGGAAUUUAAAUAAUUUGUGUACAAUAAAUAAUAUUUAUACAAAGUUAUAUGAUGAACAUAUAAAUGACAAAAUUAAUACAACACCAAACAUGCAAACUAUUAUAAAGGAAAAAUAUUCACAAACAUCAUCUGUCAUAUUAGGAAAUGAACAAAUACAAAAUGGUUAUCAGACUAGUAACCUUAAUAUUAAUAGUAAUGACAUAAGGAUUAUUAAUCAUAAUAAGAAUGAUGACAUAAGUAUUAAUCAUAAUAAUAAUAAUGACAUAAGUAUUAAUCAUAAUAAUAAUAAUGACAUAAGUAUUAAUCAUAAUAAUAAUAAUGACAUAAGUAUUAAUCAUAAUAAUAAUAAUGACAUAAGUAUUAUUAAUCAUAACAAUAAUAAUGACAUAAGUAUUAAUCAUAAUAAUAAUAACAAUAAUUAUUAUUUUAUGAAUAAUUAUAUGCAUAAUAAUAUCAACAAUAAUUAUUACUGCUAUUAUAUGAAUAACACCAACCAUGUUAAUAAUUACUAUAAUAAUAUUUAUAUACAAAAUAAUCAUGACCAAAAUAAUGCACCCAUUUUACAACCGAUAAACAAUCAUCUAGCUCAUAUUAAUGAUUUAUGUUAUAUUCACUCAGAAAAAAAUGAAUAUACAAAAAUAUCAAAAAAUCAUCAAAUGAACAAUAUAAAUCCUCAACAAUCAAAUGGAAAAAAUCAAAACGAUAUAUCAAAUAAUAUAAACAAGAAUGAUGAAUAUUACAAUCUGAACGAGCAGAAAAUAUUAUGUGAUAAAAAUAAAUCAUAUAUAAAAUGUGAUAUACCUCAAAAAUGUGAUAAUACACAAGAUGAUGAAAAUUCUGAACAGAAUCAAAAUUAUAUAACCAACCCAUCAAAUGGACAUUAUAAAAUAAAAGAGCAAAUGAAUUAUGUACAACAUAUCCCAGAUUAUGAACAUGACAAUACAACUAACGAAAUGAUAAAUACACAAAAUUAUACAAAUAUAAAUUUGGAUCCAUAUAUAAUGAAUAAUCAAAAUGAUAAUAAUGUUUAUUUAAAUCAAAAUUAUUUCGAUACAGAAAAAAAAAACAAAGAGGAGGAUAUUAAUAUAACUGAAGCGAAUACACAUUAUAAUAAUGUACAUAUAUACCAAAAUAAUAGUAAUCAUAUGAACAAAAUGAUAAAUCUAAAUAAUAAUACUAAUAGUAAGAGUACACAAGAUUAUGACCUUUAUCAUAAUAAUAUGGAAAAUUUUAAUAACACAAACUAUAAUAUCAUGAAAGAAAAAAUACAUAUAAAUGAUGACACUUCAUCAGUUAUAAAUAAUUCAAGUAUAAAUUCACAAAAUAAUUUGUGUAAUAAUAAGAAGACAAAUAAUGAUUAUCAAAAUAGAAAUAUAAAAAAUGAUAAUUCUAUCCCUGACAGUAGCAUAAAUAUGAAUGAAUUGAAAAAUAAUAUUCAAAUGAAUGAUUAUUAUGCUUCUAAUAUUUACAAUAAUAAUAAUAAUAAUAAUAAUAAUAACUUUAUCAUUUCUAAUAAUAUUAUUAGUAAUUAUAAUAAUUAUAUGAAUGAAAGUAAUGUAUAUCCACAAAUAAAUAGUAAUAAUUAUAUCCCGUAUAUAGACCCACAUCUUAACAACGAACCUUAUAAACACACAAUUAAUAAUCAACUAAACAAAAAUUGUAUAAACAAUAAUAUAUCUAUGGAUGAUAAUGUAUAUGAUAGUAACACUAUUUCUAUACAUAUAAGUGUAAACGAUAAUGAAUAUAACAAUUCUAAUUUUACAAAUGAUAUGUAUAAUAAUAAUAAUAAUAAUAAUAAUAAUAAUAAUAAUUGUAACAAUAGUAGUAAUAGCAAUAGCAAUAGUAAUCAGGUGUGCUUAUAUAUGCCUAACCACGAAUUAUACAAUUCCAACUACAAUAUUACUCAACACAUGCCUUCAUCUAAUGACGUUCCCAAAAUACAAAAACAUAUAGCUAAUAAUAUUAUAAUGAAUGGUCAUAAGGAAGAACAUAUUAUUGAAAAAAAAUCAAAAGAAGAAACAAAUAAAACAAAUGAACAAGUUUAUAGGUCUAUAAACCAAAAUAAUACACUUAUUUUGAAAGAAAACGAAAUAGAUGAAAAUGACAUAAACACAUUAAAUCAAAACCUUAAUAUUAAAAAUGAUAUGAACAAUAUGGAUAACAUUAUCAAUCUGAAAAAUUUAAAUAAUAUAAAUAAUAUAUACACACCUUAUCAAAAUAAUAUAUUGAAAAAUAAUGAAAUCCAAUUUCUAAAUAAUAAUAAAGAAGUGAUAACAAAACAUGCAUAUACACAUUCCUCAAAUGAAAUAAACAUAAACGUAUAUAAAAAUAUAGAUACACAAAUAAAUAUAAGAAAAAAUGAAAAUAAUAAUGAUAUAAUUAUUAACAAAGAACAAAAAGAUAUAUCAACAAAUAAUGAACAAAACCAAACAUAUAAUUAUAUUACCAGUUCUGUUAAAAAUGAAUAUAGCAUAUUAGAUAAUUCUCCAACAGAUAAAAAUUAUAAAAAAAAUUUAAAUUUAAAUAUAUCUUCAUCUUAUAAUACAAAUGAUCAUAUAAAUAAUUAUCACGAUGAUAUUGAUAAGACAAACAAAGAUAAUAAAUAUGAAGAAGAAAAACAUAAAGAUAUAAACAUAUAUAUAAAUAAUAUUAAUUCAAAUGGUAACAAGAACCAUAAUUUUAUUAAUUCAUAUUUUGACCUAAAUGAAAACGAAAAAAAAAAAAAAAUUAAUAUAUUUUAUCAUGAUAAUAAAUCUUUAAAAAAUAUAUCAAAUGAAGAAUUAACAAAUACAAAUCCAUAUAAAUGUAUAAAUAAUACUAUAGAUAAUAAUAAUGAUCAUAAAAAUGGUUAUAUAGAAUUAAAUGAAAUUAACAAUUCCAUUAUGAAUAAUGAUGAGAAAAUAAUUACAGCAUAUUUAAAUAAUCGUGUUGUACAAAAUGGUCUGUCACAUGAUAUUCUGAAUGAGGACGUUUCUAUAAAUACACACAGUAAUAAAGAAAAUAAAAAUGAUAACCAUAAUAAUAAUAGUAAUAAUAGUAAUAAUAGUAGUCGUAGCAAUAAUCAUAAUAAUAAUAAUAAUAGUAAUAACAAUUAUGCAAAUUCAUAUAACGUGAAAAAUGAUUUACAAAUAAAUAAUAACAACUAUUCUUACAUCAAAAACGAAAAAAAUGUGCACCAGACAUUUAAUGAAAAUAAUAUUUUAUAUAAGCAUUAUUCAAACCAUGUUCAUAAUUAUAUCACAAAAAAUACAAUACAAGAACAAAAGAAUAUUCAUUCAGACAAUAAAUAUGAAACAUGUUCCUUACCUGAAAAAAAAAAUAUAUAUGAACCAAAUUCACAAAAUUCACCAAAUUCACAAAAAUUACCAAAUUCACAAAAUUUAUCAAAUUCACAAAAUUUACCAAAUUCACCAAAUUUACCAAAUUCACAAAAUUUACCAAAUUCACCAAAUUUACCAAAUUGUUUUACAUAUGUAAAUAACCAAACAGAUAUUUUAAUAUCUAAUCUAGUAGUACAAGAACAAAAAUUAAAUGAUCAAAAAAAAGAAAUGAGAUCUAAUAAUAAUAUUAACAAUACGAAAUGGAAUAAUGCAUAUAACAAUGAAGUACAACAUGUAAAUAAUAAUAUAGUAAAUGAAGAAAUAAAUAUUUUACCGUAUCCUUCAAAAAAUGAAAAUAAUUUAAAUGAACAUAAUAGUAAUAUAUAUCAUGAUAAAAAUAAUCAACAUGAUAUAAGAACAUAUUACAAUGAUUCAACUAAAAUUACAAACAAAUUACACAUAGAAAGUGGAAACAAUAAAUUAACAAAUGAUGCAAUUCAUACAAAUAAUGAAUAUACAAUAAAUUCCAGAUAUCCAAUAUGUCAAAAUUAUUCUGCUAUUACUGCCCCAGAAAAAAUGAACUGUCCUCAAAUGAUGGCAAAUCAUAAUUUUAAUAACAUUCCUGAAUAUGUGAUUCAAAAUAAUCAUGUUAACGUCGAUGGUAAUAAUAAAAAUGAUCCUAUAGAUAACAAUAAUAAUAAUGAUAAUGAUAAUAUAGAAAUAUUUAAUAUUCAACAAACAAAACAAAUAAAGUACAAUAACAACACAACAGACACAAAUAAUAAUAGUUUAAUACAUAAUGUGGAAAAUAAUUAUAAUACAGAUGGUUUAGAUAUUUCAAAUAUUUCAUAUAAUAAUUACACUAAUAAUAAUAUGUAUAAUCUUAAUAAUGAUAAUAUUAAUAAUAAUUAUAUGCCACAAAAUUAUUACCACAUAAAUUAUAAUAAUAUUGCGACUUCUGAAAAUAACCAACUAAUCCAAAUAAACAAUUAUAAUAUAAACACCAAUAUCAAUGAUAUAAAUAUAAACACACAUGUUAACUCAUACAAGGAAAAUGACAAAAAAAACAUCCUUUAUAAUAAUAAUAUAAAUAACAUGAAUAAUGAUAACAUAAAUCAUGAUCAUUAUAAAUACAUAUGUAAUAGUAAUAGUAAUAAUAAUAAUAAUAAUAAUAAUAAUAAUAAUAACAAUAAUAAUAAUGAUCAUUAUUAUUAUUAUAAUUGUUGUAGGAACGAAGAAUAUAAAUAUAACGAUAAUAAUUAUAUUAAUAUUCAAAACAAGAAGAAUAAUAUAGUAAAUGAUAACACGUCUAAUAUUAUUAAAUCACAAUAUAAUAAUACGAAUAAGAACAUGAUAUUAGAACAACAUAAUAUAAAUAUGAAUGAAGAUAAUUAUAACCAAAUUAAUAGUAAUUUAUGCCUCUUAAAAAACGAUUCAAUUAGUACCUGUUGUGAUAAUAUAAAUAAUAAUAAUAAUAAUAAUAAUAAUAAAUAUAGUAACAAUGAAAUAAACUCAAAUGAAUACUUAUAUUACAAAUUUGAUGAGCAAUAUGAUAAAAAAAAUAAUGUGUCUGCAAUGUGUGAUAAUAUAAAAAAUAAACAACAUUAUAAUAAUUAUGUAGCAUAUAAUACAAAUGGCAGUUAUGAAAAUAUGAGUAAUUUCUCUUCAAACAAUGUCUAUGUCAAUAAUAAAUGCCCUUCAUAUAAUAAUAACAAUAUGAAUAAUAUGAAUAAUAUGAAUAAUAAUAAUUGCUAUAAUUAUCAUGGUUACAAUGUAAUGAAUACGAAAUAUAACAAGGCAGGAAAUAAAUUCUCUUCUGUACAAAUCGAUACACAAAUGGAUAAUCCUAUUCAUGUAGAUAAAAAUAAAAAUGAUGAUAUUUUAGAAAGGAACAUUAAGGGAAGCAUAAUUAAUAAUAAUAAUGAUAGUAAUGAUGACAAUAAUAAUGAUGAUAAUAAUAAUGAUAAUAAUAAUAAUGAUAAUGCUAGUAAUAAUAAUAAUGAUACAAAUAAUAUAAAUUAUUUAAUGAACAUAAAGAAUACAAACAAUUUUGAUAGUACAAACAAUUUUGAUAGUACAAACAAUUUUGAUAGUACAAACAAUUUUGACAGUACAAACAAUUUUGACAGUACAAACAAUUUUAACAAUAGAAACAAUUUUAACAAUAGAAACAAUUUUAACAAUAGAAACAAUUUUGAACAUAUCAACAAUAUUAAUAAGAUACAUCAUAUUGAUAAUGAAAAUAAUUUAUGCAGAGAAGACGAAAAUAACCAUAAUACCAUUUUAACAAAUGUAAAAAACACAACGAACAAAGAGUACAUUAACAUUUGUACUGAUCAUUUAAAUUUACUAAAAAAUUAUAAUUUAAAUAAUUAUAUCAAUUUAUUAAAAAUUAAUAAGUUAAAUGAUUAUUACUAUAACUCAAUUAUUAAUAAAAGCCAGGAUGGAACUUGUAAUACAUUUUUACAGAACUCAUUAAAUAAUCAAUCAAAUAUAAUUCAAAAUAAUAAUAUAUAUGAAAAUAAUCAAAGGAUACAGUUAUAUAAUUAUCCAUCCUUUGAAACAUAUAACAAUAAUAUUAUUAAUACAUGGAAUCAAAAAAACACAAAUAAUUCAUAUAAUAGUUAUAUACCUUUGUCAAAUGUUCAAUGUAAUUGGAAAAAUCAUAUUUUCAAUGUAACACAAAAUAAUGCUCAUAUAAAUGAUAAUAAGGAAUAUAAUUAUCAGAAAUAUCCAUAUGUAUAUAAUAAUCAAAUUUUAAGUAUCAAUCAUGGAAAAAAGGAAACUAACACACUUAAUUACCUUAAUUGUACAGGGGAAAAUGAAAUAACAUAUUUGAAUGAUCUUAAUUCCAAUGAGCAAAAUUAUAAUGACCACAAUAAAAAUAAUAAUCCUUAUAAUCAUGAUCAUAAUAUUAUAUAUAAUGAUGUCUAUAAUCAUAUGAAUCCAUCAUAUAUAUAUAAUAAUAUAUGUACACCCACCAAUUUUAUACAAGAUUUAAUAAAAACUAACAAAAUAAAUAAUAAUUCCAAUUACCUAAAUAUAUUCAAUAAUAUGAUACAUUUACAAAAUAUGCAUAACGAAAAUAAUCAUUUAUUCAAAAAAGAAAAGUGUGAUCAAGCGAAACCAUAUAGUAAUACUGAUGUGCUAUGCACAUUAAAAAAUAAUAAUCUUAAUGAAAAUAAAAAUGUCAAUAUUAUAAACACAAUUCCACAUACAUUAAAUAACUAUUAUAAUUUUCAUAUUUUAUUAAAUAUAUUAAGAAGAAAACAAUUAUACCACAAUUCAUUUAAUCAACUUAUUUCAAAAAUGACAAAAAAUUAUAAUAUUAAUGCUAAUAAUAAUAAUAAUAAUGACAAUAGUAACCUUAAUAAUAAUAAUAAUAAUGUAAGAUAUAAUAAAAGAAAUUAUUCAAUAUCUUCAGUUGGUUUUAGUAACAGAAGCAAAAGAUGGACAAUUUGCCCUUCUUAUAUAUGUUGCAACAGUGCCCUAUGCAGAUUUAAACUAACAUGUAACUUCAAAUUUUUGCAAUUUAAUCAAGCCUACAAUACUUUUAAUAUACCCUAUGCAAUAUAUAAUUGUUACAAAAACAUUAUGAAUAAUUAUCAUUACUUCACAUCUACCUUGUGUCCACAACAAACAUACUUAUCCAAACACUCAGCACAGGAACAUGAAACAAUUUUUAAUGUCUAUUGGCACUUACUAAAUAAUGAAAAAUAUAAGUACAUACAAAAUAUAAUUUUAUUUUUAGACAGUAAUUUAUAUACCAGGGCUGUAUGGCUAUUAAAAAAGGGAUACAAUAUGAAUGAUAUAGAAGUACAAAAAGCUGAGAAAAAAUUAAUAAAAUUAAUGCUACUAGUAUUUAAAUUUACAUAUGAUUAUAAAAAUGAUAAUAAUAAAUAUGAAUACAUAAAAUCAUUUUUAUAUUCCCUCAGAAAUAAUCAUAUCAAUUUUGAAAUAAUGAAUCGCUUUUUAUUUUAUUGA
Plasmodium falciparum 3D7 is the source of this 8823-nucleotide messenger RNA. It is a transcript of the gene SLARP, whose product is annotated as sporozoite and liver stage asparagine-rich protein. Lineage: Eukaryota; Apicomplexa; Aconoidasida; Haemosporida; Plasmodiidae. The record is from RefSeq and is a predicted model, not a curated record. The transcript is spliced from 3 exons. The coding region runs from base 1 to 8823 and encodes 2940 amino acids.